Messenger RNA from Erythranthe guttata (spotted monkey flower), 2423 nucleotides. RefSeq names its product scarecrow-like protein 3. The record is from RefSeq and is a predicted model, not a curated record. Lineage: Eukaryota; Viridiplantae; Streptophyta; Magnoliopsida; Lamiales; Phrymaceae.
GUAUUUUCAAAUAUAAUAUAAUAAUAAUUUUUAAUGAAGUCAAAGGUCAACAAAAGGCGGGGACACUUGUUUCUUCCUCCCCUAAAACAGAACAUAUAAAAACAGUUUAGCUGACCGCCGGAGGAUAAAACCAAGCCACCUAAAUUCCUCGUAACUCUGCUCUUCACAUUCAUACAUUCCGGUCAAGAAAAUAAAUAAACACAUAGAAAUCACCGCUCCAAAAAAAAUUAUUAUUAUUAUUUUAAUCUUCUUGAAUAACCGAUAUAGAGGAAUUUCCUCGGCCCAAGUAAUUCCGCCCUUGAAAACAAGCGCGUCACCGUCAAAAAAUGUUUUCCUCCCCAUCUGAGGAGAUAAUGACAAGUGAUGAUGUCCUCGAACAACAAAUUUUGAAGACAAAGGCCCCUCUUUUAACUUUUUUUUAGGGGCAGAAUGUAUAGUACAAAUUUUGGCUCUUGUUUUUCGUGUAAAUCCAUAUUCCCCCUCUCUCUCUCUCUCUCUCUCUCUCUUCAGGCAAAACGACACCUUCACCAGUUUGCGACAAGAAAUCGCCCUAGCCCUCAACGGUGACUACUCUUUCUAUCUAUCUUUCUCUCUCUAACCCUUCAAUUUGAACCUAACCCUCUCUCUCUCUUUCUCUCUCUCUCUCUCUCUCUCUCUCUCUCUCUCUCUCUCUCUGUUCUGUAAGAAAACUAAGAGAAAAAAUUGAUCUUGCUUGGGGCUUUUACUGGGUUCUUGAUGAAUUGAGAAACCCUGGAAGGAAUUUUGAAUUCUCGGCGUGGUUAAUGAGUUCUUGUUAUUUAGUUUGAUUCUUCGUUUCGGGGUAAAUCGGUAAUUAAUUUGUAGUUGAUUUUCGAAAAAAGGGAGUCUUUUGGGUAUCUGUUUGUGGAAUUUUGUGAAAUGUUUCAAGAAGACGGAUCAUCAUCAAUAACAUCAUCGCCACUCCAAAUGCUCCCCAUGAUGUCACUCUCUCCCGGCAUGACGUCACCGUACCCAUGGCUUAACGAGCUCAAACCCGAAGAGAGGGGGUUAUGCCUGAUCCACCUCCUGGUCACGUGCGCGAACCACGUGGCGUCGGGCAGUCUCGAGAACGCGAACAUCGCCCUCGACCAAAUCUCCCACCUCGCCUCGUCGGAAGGCGACACCAUGCAGAGGAUCGCGUCGUACUUCUCCGAGGCGCUCGCGGACAGAAUCCUAAGAACGUGGCCCGGUGUCUACAAGGCCUUCCACUCCACGAGAAUCCCGGAUUUGGCGGAGGAAACCCUUGUUCGAAAAAUGUUCUUCGAUUUCUUGCUGUUUACUAAAGUGGCCUUUGUGAUUAGCAACCAAGUUAUUGUGGAAGCCAUGGAAGGAGAGAGGAUUGUCCACGUCAUCGAUUUAAACGCGUCCGAACCAGCGCAAUGGUGCGCCCUGAUCCGGGACUUGAGCGCCCGGCCCGAAGGCCCGCCACAUUUACGGAUAACGGGUAUCCAUCAACAGAAGGAGGUUCUAGAAAAUAUGGCUCAUGUGUUGACCGAAGAAGCCGAGAAGUUGGAUUUGCCGUUUCAGUUCAACCCUAUUGUGACCAAAUUGGAGAAUCUUGAUUUCGACAAAUUGCGUGUCAAAACAGGGGAGGCGUUAGCUAUUAGUUCGAUUAUGCAAUUGCACACUCUCUUAGCUCCCGAUAGUUCAAUUAAUAAGUCCCCGUCGACACCGAUGAACAACGGUCUCAGCAUUCAUUUGCAAAGGGUUGCGCAUAUGAAUCAAAGUACGUUGAGGGAGUUGCUAGAGAAGGACGUUUUGGUCAAUGACUACAGCCCGAGUAACGACUCGGCUUCUUCGUCGAAUAUCGAGAGCUUUCUUGGUGCUUUGUGGGGUUUAUCCCCAAAAGUUAUGGUGGUGACGGAGCAAGAUUCGGACCAUAACGGUAAGAAUUUGAUGGAGAGAUUAUCGGAGGCUUUGUACUUUUACGCUGCGUUGUUCGAUUGUCUGGAGUCGGCUCUGCCUAGGGUUUCGGUGGAGAGAUUGAAGAUGGAGAAGAUGCUGUUGGGAGAGGAGAUCAAGAAUAUUAUUGCUUGUGAAGGGGUGGAGAGGAGAGAGAGGCACGAGAAGCUCGAGAAGUGGAGACGGAGGUUCGAGUUGUGUGGUUUUACUAAUGUGCCCUUGAGCUAUUACGGGAUGUUGCAGGCGAAUAGGUUGAUGCAGAGCUGUAGUAAUUCGGGCGACGGGUAUAGGAUUAGGGAGGAGAGUGGCAAUGUCGUGAUUUGUUGGCAAGAUCGGCCGCUUUUUUCGGUGUCGGCUUGGAGAAUUAGGAGGUGAAAAUGUAUCUUGGCUGAUUUGAUUUAUUCACCUUGUAAUUUGUUCAUUCCUCAAUUUUCUCUUCUUGUUUUUUUAGUUUUUGUAGAGGUGGAUUUGAUUCUGUUUGAUGUAAAGAUUUUUUUUUUUUU